UGCCUGCCUUAUUAAUUUCUUGGACAUCUGCCGAUCUGCGUGCAUGCUGGAAUUCUGAUAGAAAAUUGCAUUACUUUUGAUCCUUAUCGGUUUCAAUUUCUUUGAAAAUGAUUUCUAUCAGAAGGCAUGGAAAAUGCAUUUUAUAGGUUGGUAUGUUGAUACUACAGAUGUUUCUGUCAGAUUGCUCAUUGAUAUGUUAAAGAUUCUGUCAGAUUCGAGCAUAUAUGCUAAUCUGUAGCUUUGAUGGAAAAGGUCCAACUGGACGCUAUGGGUGCAAUCUGAACCAUCGUUAAGGGUUCCGCGCUCGGCCAGGCGCAGCGGCAGCCGUCACCUCACCUCCCGCCUGCCGGACGCUCGCUCGAACGCUCCGAGGAAAAGUCGCACGAACUCGCGAGAAGCGGCGCGUCGUGGGCGUGGCACGGUGCCAGGCUAUAUGUGCCGCCUCCGUCGCGGUCGCAUACUCGCAUAUAUGACAUAUGCGGUGCGUGCCAACACCACUGACGCCGAGACCCCCGCGACAGUGUAUGCCCAGCCCGCGCGGACGGUGAGGUGCUGUGCGGUGCAGGCGUGCAUCAGCGCAAGUGCGAGAUGAGCGAGGCGGACGGCGAGGGGGCGAAGCCGAAGCGCCCGGCGCCGCGGCUGAACGAGAGGAUCCUCUCGUCGCCGUCGCGGAGGUCCGUCGCCGCGCACCCCUGGCACGACCUCGACAUCGGCGCUGAUGCUCCGGCUAUGUUCAACGUUGUUGUGGAGAUCUCCAAGGGAAGCAAGGUUAAGUACGAGCUCGACAAGAAAACGGGGCUCAUCAUGGUCGAUCGGGUCUUGUACUCGUCAGUGGUUUACCCCCACAACUACGGCUUCAUCCCACGAACGCUCUGCGAGGACAACGACCCAAUGGAUGUUCUGGUGCUCAUGCAGGAACCAGUGCUGCCGGGCUGCUUUCUCCGAGCUAGGGCCAUCGGUCUCAUGCCCAUGAUCGACCAGGGAGAGAAGGACGACAAGAUCAUAGCAGUCUGUGUGGAUGAUCCUGAGUACCGCCACUACAAUGAUCUCAGUGAGCUUUCGCCUCAUCGCGUCCAGGAAAUCCGGCGUUUCUUUGAAGACUAUAAGAAGAAUGAAAACAAGGAGGUCGCGGUCAACGAGGUACUUCCUGUGACCGCUGCUCGUGAUGCCAUCCAGUACUCCAUGGAUCUGUAUGCUCAUUACAUUGCGCAGAGCUGCAGCAGCAGUUUUUCAGCACCAGAGCAUGUGAUUAUAUCCUUCAGCGUUACUACUGAUCGUGUGUUUAAGAGUAAUUCCAAAAUAACUGCAGAUUAAGAUUAGCAUG
Oryza brachyantha (malo sina) is the source of this 1324-nucleotide messenger RNA. RefSeq names its product soluble inorganic pyrophosphatase-like. Gene Ontology annotation, molecular function: inorganic diphosphate phosphatase activity; magnesium ion binding. Gene Ontology annotation, cellular component: cytoplasm. NCBI's taxonomy places the organism in Eukaryota, Viridiplantae, Streptophyta, Magnoliopsida, Poales, Poaceae. The transcript is spliced from 10 exons. Gene Ontology annotation, biological process: phosphate-containing compound metabolic process. The record is from RefSeq and is a predicted model, not a curated record. Bases 589 to 1314 code for a protein of 241 amino acids.